AUGGCGGACGAGUCGACCAAAAAAAGCCUUGCCGAGCAAUGGCGAGAGCGUGAACUUGCUCAAGCUCAGGAAUGUCUCGAUAUCAUUGAAUUCAAGCAGUCAGGUCAAAUCUAUCAUAAUAGGCAAGGAGCAAGGGUCAAACCCAACCACCGGCUUGUAGAGGUUUUUGGUAUCAAGAACGUUUUCACUGACGAGCAUCCUGGGGGCUUCAGCCGAGAGACCACCAGCAAGAUAAGGGCGGCGUGCAAAAUGAGAGCCAGCGACGACAAGGGUAGUUGGACCAACCUUCGAAAGCGGUCAAUCGAGUGCUUCGACGAGUACAUUAAACAUGUGGGUCAGCAUGGAACUAUCAAUAUCGCAGAAUUGGCACAGUUUGUCACGUUGAAAUUGUCUUUAUCAUACCUUUUCGCGGACGCAGAGAUUGCAUUCAAAACCGCAGAUACUUUUGACGAUAUCACAUUCAUUGGUCAUCAGAUCAACAAACUCUGGAUCGACUCGAAGAAGCCAGACGACAUGCCAGGAAGUCUUCCACCAUAUCUCAACGAUAACUCAAACGAGCCUACCGUACCUGGAAGAAAUCCGCUCAACUUCCUCCUCCCGGCAUACGAGACCAUGUGGCGCGUUGUCCUGCGCUGUUUCAUCGAAGUUCGAUUGCGAGAUGCAGCCAAUGGCGCAGAGUGGCGUCUUGUUCUGGCAAACUACCUCGAACAUCUCAGAGAUCCAGCCUGCAUGCCCCAUGCAUUCCAAGAAAGCUCAGAAACUAGCGUUCGACCAAUCGACAUCGCAAAGGAAGCGCUGCGACUCUACCCACCGAGCCGACAUGUUCACCGCGACUUCGAUGGCGAGCUAUUCCGCGCUGACAUCGAAGCAUGCCAUCGAUCCAGACUUCUCGGUGGUGACGACCCUCUGGUGUUCCGCCCUGAGCGUUGGGAGAGCAUGCGUCAUGAUGAUAGGGACAUGAUGUUUGGUGAAAUGGGCACACAGAUCGAUACGCACGCCCUGAAGCUCAGUGAGAUGAGGCGCGGGUUUAUGCCUUUCGCUUCCCAUUGCACUGCCGACAAGAGAGAUACUAGAGGGUUCGCUAUGAAGAUGAUUGUCAUGCUUGUAGCCGUCUUGUGUGAUGGGCUAGGGAAUAAGUGGACGUUGGCAAACGCAGGCAGUUUGCCUGAGCGUCACAUUCCGUUGGAUUCGGAUAGAGCGGCAUAUGAAGGUCUAUCUUUGAGGAGCGCGUAGGUGUGUGGCCAGGUCCGUCAGCAAGCAUGCGUCAGAAAGGGGAUUUUGAAUUUUGGUACACUGUGAAUGAUAACGGUGACAUUCCGAUUACCUGAUAUUUCAGAGCUAUUAUGGGUCAUUGCUCGACAGUACCCUGUCCUGAGGACUGUGUCUUGUAGACAUUCAUAGAUGACAGACAAGCGAGAUAAUGGUCAUGUAGAUAUACCUUGCGAUAUCUUCAGCUCUGUCUCCAUGGAACUUCAAGAUUUCGAGGAAUAUCUAUCUAUCACUGUCUUAAUGUUAAUUCAAGGCUCAUCGAGAUCACGUACCUUGCCAAUUCAUCUUGAAAUGCUGCAAAACUUUUACCAGCGAAGUAGUAGCUGGAGCAACAUCACCAAGUCGAUAAAGUAUUGCUGCCCCGCAUCUGCCGCGCUUUCUAGAUCAACAGAUGAACCUGCCAUAAGCGAGUAUAGUAAAUGAAUCGCGUGAGAUAUAUUGGGU
This is a messenger RNA of Boeremia exigua, 1713 nucleotides long. RefSeq lists its product as uncharacterized. The transcript has 2 exons. Lineage: Eukaryota; Fungi; Ascomycota; Dothideomycetes; Pleosporales; Didymellaceae. The record is from RefSeq and is a predicted model, not a curated record. The coding region runs from base 1 to 1233 and encodes 410 amino acids. Gene Ontology annotation, molecular function: oxidoreductase activity, acting on paired donors, with incorporation or reduction of molecular oxygen; heme binding; monooxygenase activity.